GACCUUUGUGAAGGACCAGGAGGUGCUUCCCCACCCAGCAGCAGCAGGCACCCAGCCAGGCUCCCAGCCCAGCCAGGCCACAGUGGUGUGGGCGCCCGGCCCGGCCCCCGGCGGCGGCGCAGGUGCCAGUGCGGGUCGCAGCUUCACCUCCCUUUCUUUUCCGCAGUGCACUAACGGUCACUUGAUGUGCGCUGGCUGUUUUAUCCACCUACUAGCAGAUGCCCGGCUGAAGGAGGAGCAGGCCACGUGCCCCAAUUGCCGCUGCGAGAUCAGCAAGAGCCUCUGCUGCCGCAACCUGGCCGUGGAGAAGGCCGUGAGCGAGCUGCCCUGCGAGUGCGGCUUCUGCCUGCGCCAGUUCCCCCGCGCCCUGCUGCAGCGGCACCAGAGGGAGGAGUGCCAGGACAGAGUUACCCAGUGCAAGUACAAGCGCAUCGGCUGCCCGUGGCACGGCCCCUUCCAUGAGCUGACGGUGCACGAGGCGGCCUGCACGCACCCGGCCAAGACGGGCAGCGAGCUGAUGGAGAUCCUCGACGGGAUGGACCAGAGCCACCGCCAGGAGCUGCAGCUGUACAGCGGCAUCUUCAGCUUGCUCAGCUUCGAGAAGAUUGGCUACACAGAGGUCCAGUUCCGGCCGUACCGCACGGACGACUUCAUCACGCGCCUGUACUACGAGACGCCCCGGUUCACCGUGCUGAACCAGACGUGGGUGCUGAAGGCGCGCGUCAACGACUCGGAGCGCAACCCCAACCUGUCCUGCAAGCGCACGCUCUCCUUCCAGCUGCUGCUCAAGAGCAAGGCCGCCGCCCCGCUCGAGUGCUCCUUCCUGCUGCUCAAGGGCCCCUACGACGACGUGCAGAUCAGCCCCGUCAUCUACCACUUCGUCUUCACCAACGAGAGCAACGAGACCGACUACGUGCCGCUGCCCAUCGUCGACUCCGUGGAGUGCAACAAGCUGCUGGCCGCCAAGAACAUCAACCUGCGGCUCUUCCUCUUCCAGAUCCAGAAGUAGGGCCCUGCCCGCCGCCCGCCGCAGACCCGGGAUGCCGCAUGUGUGUGCGAGCGCGUGAGCACACCCGCCGCCCGCCUCCCGCCCGGGCGGGGCUGGCCACGCAGAGGACACAGGCUCAGGGACACGCGCGGGCUGCCCGGCCUACUGGCCGCCAGCCCCGCGCUGCCCGCUCCAGGCCGCCCAGGCCCCGGGCCGGACUCAGGAGCCUUGCUGACUCAAGACGGCGUAUUUGAUUGCUAUUAAAAAGGCACCCUGUUUCCUACUCUGUCUUGUUGGAGGCGUGGCUGUGAUUGGACGGCGUGGAGCGUGGGUUGGGCUGGGGGGCACAGCCCACCCGCCCCGUCUCUGUCACUGCACCUGCACCCCCAGGAGAGACUCGGACGCCGCCUCUGGUCAUGGCCGGGAGGGGCAUCUCUGCAGCCCAGGGCGCCCCCCUCUCCCCCGGGGGACCUGCCCCAGCCACUCCCAGGGAGGCAGCCGUGGCCACGGGCCUGGCAGGUGUUUUCGGAAAGCAGGGUGAAUUUCUGUCUCUUACCAGGAGAAAAUCAGACUCGCGGGCUCUCCCGUAAGUCACGCAGACUUGGCAAAAGAAACUGUUCUGUCUGCAGCCAGAGCAGCGGCGUCCACAGGCCGAGGAGAGGCCG
Molecule: messenger RNA, 1653 nt
Organism: Talpa occidentalis (Iberian mole)
Lineage: Eukaryota; Metazoa; Chordata; Mammalia; Eulipotyphla; Talpidae
Gene: ZFTRAF1
Product: zinc finger TRAF-type containing 1
Exons: 3
Coding region: 185-1009 (274 amino acids)
Cellular component (GO): nucleus
Molecular function (GO): zinc ion binding
Source: RefSeq, a predicted model, not a curated record